AUGGGGCUCUCGGUCGAAGGAUCAUCCAUUGGCUGGACACAGACCGAAAAGGCCGCGCCAAAUAUUCAGAAAUGGGCCACCGAGAUCGAGUUCUGCCUGGUGGAUGUAAACCCUGAUACCCAGCGGGCAACGUUGCUGCUGGACCAGGAGAAGGUGAUUCGCCAAUGGGAGAAGAGUGCAGCCAGCCAAAGUGAUCCCAUCACUCUGCAAUGGGAAUGCGUCAAAUAUGUCGUGGAAGCCACCCCAGCAAAGCCAUACACGGGAAAGAUCGAGGACCUCAUGACAGUCGAAGAAAACAUGAAGCGACGACGCCAGAUUAUCGAAAACCAUCUGUCUUCGAAUCAACACACGAUUUCGUUGUCUUUCUUCCCUCGCACGGGAGCCGAUGGUCCAUGGACGACCCCCAACGGCCAAGAGAAGAAAGAAUAUUCACUGUGCUCUCUUCCGCGGUAUCAAACUCUGCCCGAAAAUGUCUUCCAGAGGAGGAAAACUCACAAGAAGACCAAUAUUCCCGUGUUUCGGGAUUCCCAAACACCCACCCCGUUCCAUGAUGUCUCCCGAUCUGGCGAGAACAUCGAGGGUCAUCUCUGUCUAGAUGAGUUGGAGGUUGGUAUCGGCUCCUGUAGUCUCCAAGCAACCAUGCAAGCACCAAGUCAAGCAGAUGCACGGUGGCUGCACGACCAACUGGUACCCCUGGCGCCUGUCUUCUUAGCUAUGACUGCUGCAGUUCCAAUUUGGAAGGGGUAUUUGUCCGACACCGAUGUCAGAUGGGAGCGGUUUGGUGACUUACUAGACGACCGUCGUCCAGAGGAGAUCGAGAUAACUCACCCCCGCUGGACCUGGAACAGAACCUAUCUUUCUUCGGAGAAGCCGCCGGGUGUUGACAGCUGCCCAUCCCAGAUGAUAGAUCCGGCUAUCAAGCAACGUCUUCUAGACGGAGAUAUGGACGAAUGCCUUGCCACACAUUUCGCGUCUAUUCUCUCCCGAGACCCUCUCAUCCUCACACAAGCAGAUAUGGGCAAAGAUAACACUUCCAACACAAGACUUUUCGAACUUCUUCACGGCCUCACAUGGUACGCAGUUCGGUUGAAACCGCCAACAUCUGACAACGGACCGGGUUGGUGCGUUGAGCUUCGCACCAUGGAAUCCCAGCUCACCGACAAGGCGAAUGCUGCGUUUGCGAUCUUCACAUACCUUCUAUCCAGAGCCAUUGUGGACCUCAAGCUGAAUUUUUACAUCCCAAUCGACAGGGUGGGCGAGUCGAUGGACAUCGCCAAGAACCGUGAUGCCGUCCGUCAGUCGAAGAUGUGGUUCCGUCGACAUGGGUGGUUGUCGGGUCCACCACACUCCAUCAGGCCUCGUCGAUCGAUGUGCAAAGACAACCAUUUGAAUGGAAAAGACGGGUCGACCGGAGACGUUGCUCUCAUGACCGCCAAUGAGAUCUUCAACGGGGAGGCAGACGACCACGGGUUCCCGGGGUUAGUACCCAUUGUGCGAUACUACCUGGAUUACAGCAAGAUGCCCCCGACAGAGCAGGCCAGGAUUUUGCCCUAUCUUGACCUGAUCAGUCAACGUGCGAGUGGCGAGAGUCCCACACCAGCGACUUGGAUGAGGGAUUUUGUUCGCUCACACAAAGACUAUCAGCAGGAUAGCUAUGUGAGUGAGAGGAUCUGCUACGACAUGAUGCAGGAAAUUGUGCGAAUGAAUGACCAGCCAGAGCUGGAAGGCUUGUACUCAGCUAGAUGUAACUAG
Molecule: messenger RNA, 1752 nt
Organism: Penicillium olsonii
Lineage: Eukaryota; Fungi; Ascomycota; Eurotiomycetes; Eurotiales; Aspergillaceae
Source: the annotation of a GenBank genome assembly